Molecule: messenger RNA, 606 nt
Organism: Microsporum canis CBS 113480
Lineage: Eukaryota; Fungi; Ascomycota; Eurotiomycetes; Onygenales; Arthrodermataceae
Exons: 2
Coding region: 1-606 (201 amino acids)
Source: RefSeq, a predicted model, not a curated record
AUGCUGGAGUCAUCCCUCUUCCGCCUUAACCUAUUACCUCUGGCCUUGUUCGCCCUAUUUGAAUCGCAGCUUAUCGUGGCAAAUCCAGUACCAUACGCUGAUGAAUAUGAUUAUGAGGGGGUCGUCCCCGGAAGUCUUGGAGACGCGGGCUCAGACGCAUCGACGGGCUCAUCUGGAGCGGAGGGUGGAUCGGUAAAGAUACCGAAAGGCGCCCUAAUAGCAAUGAUUAUUGUGGUUGUAAUUGUUGUUAUAACUGGAAUAACCACUGGUGUUUUAUUCUACCAAGCAAAGCGAAGGCAAUGGACGAUGAGAGAAACAAUGCGGUACUCAGUCCGUAGAGUCGCUGAGUCCAUCAAAUCUCCUAUGACUCCUACCUUUAGAAGCCGCGGCCAAUAUCCAAUGACUCCUGCCGGGGCCAGAGCAAUAGCGUCUCGCCAGCCAAAACCCUCACUGCAGCCUACAAAUCCUAUGUCCCACUAUCAAAACCGCUCUACACGACCGGGAGAUAGGCAUCCUCGUAUGACCGAGGGUGAGAAGGGGGGCCAAAGGAGUGAGAAAACAAACUCCAACUUUGCUAAGCUUCUUUCGUUCAAGAACAGUAGAUGA